Messenger RNA from Patiria miniata (bat star), 5875 nucleotides. Its product is annotated as titin-like. The coding region runs from base 2012 to 5875 and encodes 1287 amino acids. The transcript is spliced from 19 exons. Gene Ontology annotation, molecular function: protein binding. The record is from RefSeq and is a predicted model, not a curated record. Lineage: Eukaryota; Metazoa; Echinodermata; Asteroidea; Valvatida; Asterinidae.
CUCAGUCACAGGGAUAACCUUGACAGUCAAAGAUCUGAUUGAAGGCAAUGAGUAUGAGUUCCGUGUAGCUGCUGUCAACAAGGCUGGAACAGGACCAUUCAGUGCUCCAUCAGAACCAAGAAUCACAAAACCACCAUAUGAUGCUCCUGGAGCUCCUGAGAAACCUGAAGUGACAGCCGUCGACAAAACACAGAUCACCAUCUCCUGGUCACCUCCAGAAUCUGACGGUGGUAGUCCAAUCACUGGCUACAUCAUUGAGAAGAAAGAGACCUCCUCAACAAGAUGGACAAAAGCUCACAGAGACUCAGUCACAGAGACAACACUGACAGUGAAAGAUCUGAUUGAAGGCAAGGAGUAUGAGUUCCGUGUAGCUGCUGUCAACAAGGCUGGCACAGGACCAUUCAGCGCUCCGUCAGAACCGAGAAUCACAAAACCACCAUAUGAUGUUCCUGGUGCACCUGAAAAGCCUGAAGUGACAGCUGUUGACAGAACACAGAUCUCCAUCUCCUGGUCACCUCCAGAAUCUGAUGGUGGUAGUCCAAUCACCGGCUACAUUAUUGAGAAGAAAGACACCUCCUCAACAAGAUGGACAAAAGCUCACAGAGAGUCGGUCACCGAGACAACACUGACAGUCAAAGAUCUGAUUGAAGGCAAUGAGUAUGAGUUCCUUGUAGCUGCUGUCAACAAGGCUGGAACAGGACCAUUCAGUGCUCCAUCAGAACCAAGAAUCACGAAACCACCAUAUGAUGUCCCUGGAGCACCUGAGAAGCCUGAAGUGACAGCCGUCGACAGAACACAGAUCACCAUCUCCUGGUCACCUCCAGAAUCUGACGGUGGUAGUCCAAUCACUGGCUACGUCAUUGAGAAGAAAGACACCUCCUCAACAAGGUGGACAAAAGCUCACAGAGAAUCAGUCACCGAGACAACACUGACAGUCAAAGAUCUGAUUGAAGGCAAGGAGUAUGAAUUCCGUGUAGCUGCUGUCAACAAGGCUGGAACAGGACCAUUCAGUGCUCCAUCGAAGCCAAGAAUCACGAAACCACCCUAUGAUGCUCCUGGAGCUCCUGAGAAGCCUGAAGUGACAGCCGUCGACAAAACACAGAUCUCCAUCUCCUGGUCACCUCCAGAAUCUGACGGUGGUAGUCCAAUCACCGGCUACAUUAUUGAGAAGAAAGAGACCUCCUCAACAAGAUGGACAAAAGCUCACAGAGACUCAGUCACAGAGACAACACUGACAGUGAAAGAUCUGAUUGAAGGCAAGGAGUAUGAGUUCCAUGUUGCUGCUGUCAACAAGGCUGGAACAGGACCAUUCAGUGCUCCAUCAGAACCAAGAAUCACAAAACCACCAUAUGAUGUUCCUGGAGCUCCUGAGAAGCCUGAAGUGACAGCCGUCGACAGAACACAGAUCACCAUCUCCUGGUCACCUCCAGAAUCCGAUGGUGGUAGUCCAAUCACAGGCUACAUCAUUGAGAAGAAAGACACCUCCUCAACAAGAUGGACAAAAGCUCACAGAGACUCAGUCACUGAGACAACACUGACAGUCAAAGAUCUGAUUGAAGGCAAGGAGUAUGAGUUCCGUGUAGCUGCUGUCAACAAGGCUGGAACAGGACCAUUCAGUGCUCCAUCAGAACCAAGAAUCACAAAACCACCAUAUGAUGUACCUGGAGCUCCUGAGAAGCCUGAAGCGACAGCUGUCGACAGAACACAGAUCACCAUCUCCUGGUCACCUCCAGAAUCUGACGGUGGUAGUCCAAUCACUGGCUACAUCAUUGAGAAGAAAGAGACCUCCUCAACAAGAUGGACAAAAGCUCACAGAGACUCAGUCACAGAGACAACACUGACAGUCAAAGAUCUGAUUGAAGGCAAGGAGUAUGAGUUCCGUGUAGCUGCUGUCAACAAGGCUGGAACAGGACCAUUCAGUGCUCCAUCAGAACCAAGAAUCACAAAACCACCAUAUGAUGUGCCGGGACCACCUGGUAAGCCCGAUGUCAUUGAAAUUGCCAGUACCUCCAUGACCUUAACCUGGACAGCCCCUGCGUCAGACGGAGGCAGUCCCAUCACCGGAUACAUCAUCGAGAAGAAGGAUCGCUUCAGCUCACGUUGGCUGAAAGUCAAAGAGACAUCCAUCACGGAGACAGUGUAUACGGUUGUAGAUCUCAAGGAAGGGACCGAGUAUGAAUUCAGAGUGUCGGCAGAAAACAAGGCUGGUGUUGGGAAACCGAGCGAGGCUUCUGACAAGACAGUUGCCAAACCACCUUAUGAUGCUCCUGGUGCACCAGGUAUCCCAGAGAUAUCCGACGUGGACAGCACCCACAUGACACUCACCUGGACCCCACCCACUGACGACGGAGGAGCCGACAUCUUAGGUUACAUCAUUGAGAAGUGUGAUGCUGACAGGAAACGAUGGGUCAAAGCACACAAGGAGGAUAUGAUAACAGACUUGACAUGCACUGUGGCUGACCUAGUAGAAGGAACCAGUUAUAUGUUCCGGGUUAGCGCUGAGAAUAUUGCGGGUGUCGGCGAAUCUAGCGAGGCUGCUGGUCCUCAGAAAGCUAAGCCACCAUAUGAUGUCCCAGAUGCUCCCAACAGUCCAGACGUAUCAAACAUUGACAAGACCUCUGUCAAAGUCACCUGGAGUCCCCCAGAACACGACGGGGGAGCCAAGAUCACGGGAUACGUCGUUGAGAGGAGAGAUGUUGGCCGAGACCGAUGGGUGAAGGCUCAUAAGACACCGCUGAUGGAUACCAGCUUCACAGCUACCGAUCUGAUUGAGGGCAAGGAGUAUGAGUUCAGAGUCAGCGCACAGAACAAGGCUGGCGUGGGCGAACCAAGUGCACCAUCUAUUGCUAUCAAGGCCAAAUUGCCUUAUGAUGUACCAGAUGCUCCGUUAAUCCCCAAGAUCUCUGAUGUCACUGAAUCCUCCAUGAAGCUGGACUGGACCGCACCCAAAUCAGACGGCGGCGAUGACAUCACCGACUACAUCAUCGAGAAGAAGGACCGCUUCAGUCCACGAUGGACCAAAGCGGCCCAAGUACAAGCCACUGAGACCUCUUGUAUUAUGGAUGGUCUGAAGGAAGGCAAUGAGUACCAGUUCAGAGUGAUUGCUGCAAACAAGGCUGGUCCAGGGAAGCCCAGUGAUUCCUCCAAGCCUACAGUUGCCAAGUCACCGUAUGAUGUUCCUGGCACUCCAGGCGCACCGGUCGUCUCAGAUAUUACAGCCACCUCGAUGACCCUCAACUGGUCUCCACCUCAGUCUGACGGUGGCACUCCCAUCACUGGCUACACCAUUGAGCGCAAGGACAAAUUUAGCUCCCGCUGGUCUAAAAUCACCAAGGAGCCUGUAGCGGAGACCACCUUCAAGGUGACUGACCUGAAGGAAGGGGAGGAGUAUCAGUUUAGGGUGACAGCCGAGAACAUCCGCGGUCCUGGGAAACCGGGCGAUGCUUGUUCAUUCGUGAAAGCCAAGCCUCCGUAUGAUUUGCCAGGCAAGCCAUCAGCUCCCAAGGUCACCGAUGUAGACAGCAGUCACAUGACAGUCACAUGGUCACCUCCCGAGUCGGACGGAGGCAGUCCAAUCACAGGUUACAUUCUUGAGAUGAAAGACACAAGCUCCACACGCUGGGCCAAGGUAUCAAGAGAAAGCAUCAGUGAGACGACGUUCAAGGUCAAAGACUUGAAAGAGGGAACUGAGUACGAGUUCAGAGUGACGGCUGAGAACAAGGCUGGGGCUGGGAAACCAAGCGAUGCAUCCAAGGCCCAAGUUGCAAAAUCGAAAUAUGAUGUACCAGGUGCCCCAGAGAAGCCCACAGUCUCUGAAAUCACAGCCGUUUCCAUGACACUCACAUGGUCUCCUCCUGACUCCAACGGAGGUAGCCCAAUCACAGGCUAUGUCUUAGAGAAGCGAGACAUCUCAAGCAAACGCUGGCUGAAGGUGUCAACAGAAACCAUCACCGAACUGACCUUUGAGGUCACUGGACUGACCCAGGGUUCAAAGUACGAAUUCCGAGUCAGCGCCCAGAACAAAGCUGGAACAGGAAAACCAAGCGCUCCUUCAGAUGUCAACGAAGCCAAGCCACCUUACGAUGUCCCAGGAGCCCCUGGUAAACCAGAACUCACAAACGACACAGAAACAACCAUCCACCUAAAGUGGUCUGCUCCCAAGUCAGAUGGUGGCAGCCCCAUCACUUCGUACAUCAUUGAGCAAAAGGAGAGCUUUGCAAGAUCCUGGACUCGUGUCCUGGAAACCAAAAUGACCAACGUUGAGUGUACGGUCAGCAACCUGAAACAGGGAUCUGAGUACCAGUUUAGAGUCAGUGCUGAGAACAAGGCUGGUGUGGGCAGUCCCAGUGAACCUUCGAACCCUAUCGUUGCCAAGUUGCCAUAUGAUGUUCCUUCACCACCUGAGAAUGUCAAACUCUCUCCCGUGUCGCCAACAUCCAUCCAGCUGACAUGGAGUGCACCAUCAAAUGACGGGGGCUCUCCAAUCACUGGUUACUACAUCUACCAAAAGGAUGCAUUCUCCUCAAGAUGGAAUAAGAUUACCUCCGAGAUUAUUGAGGAAACUUCGUACAAAGUGAAGUCUCUAGCGGACGGCUCUGAAGCUGCGUUCCAUGUCACUGCCGUUAACAAGGCUGGGGAGAGUAAGCCAAGCGAGAGUGUGGCUCUCAAGAUCCAACCACCAGGAGCUCCAGAAGCUCCAGAGAUUGAAAAGAUCGACAACAAAUUUGCCGUUGUGACCUGGUCAGCUCCAGACAACACAGGUGGUAGUCCCAUUACCGGUUAUCAGCUUGAGAAACGAGACACUGCCAAGGAUCGCUGGGUGAAGGUUACCAGAGGAGCAAUCAAGGAGACGACUUUUGAAGUUAAGGAUCUUGUCAAGGAUGCUGUGUAUGAGUUCCGAGUGGCUGCUGAGAAUAAAGCAGGCAUCGGGGAACCAAGCCAGCCAUCUAAGAGAGCUGUUGCCAAGCUGCCUUAUGAUGUACCUGAUGCUCCAAGCAAACCUGAAAUUACAUCAGUCAACAAGACUGAAAUGACACUGACAUGGAACCCUCCCGGCUCUGAUGGUGGCUCACCAAUUACAAGAUACAUCUUGGAGAAGAAAGAACCGUUCUCCUCCCGAUGGUCGGAAGUCAUCAAAGUGACUGAGACUGAAUUCAAAGUGACUGGAUUGAAGGAAGGGACCGAGUAUCAGUUCAGGGUCAGUGCUGAAAACAAAGCUGGUGUUGGAAAACCGAGUGAACCCAGCGAAUCCAAAGUGGCCAAAUUGCCUUUUGAUGUGCCAGAAUCACCCAAGAAUCUGGCUAUCACUGACAGCAAACCAACCUCACUCACUCUGAGUUGGUCAGCUCCUGACAGUGACGGAGGAUCUCCCGUCACUGGUUACAUCAUCGAGAGGAAGGAUAAAUUCAGUAGCCGCUGGACCAGAGUCAAUACCGCCUCAAUUCAAGAGACUAGCUUCAACGUCACAGGACUCCAGGAAGGAACCGAGUACGAAUUCAGAGUGAUUGCUGAGAAUAAAGCCGGCUCAAGCAAACCCAGCGACUCUGUGGCUUUAAAGAUUCAACCACCAGGAGCUCCAGAAGCUCCAGAGAUUGAAAAGAUCGACAACAAAUUUGCCGUCGUGACCUGGUCACCUCCUGACAGCACAGGCGGUAGUCCCAUCACCGGUUAUCAUCUUGAGAGAAGAGACACUGCCAAGGAUCGCUGGGUGAAGGUUACCAGAGGAGCAAUCAAGGAGACGAAAUUUGAAGUUAAGGAUCUUGUCAAGGAUGCGGAGUAUGAGUUCCGAGUGGCUGCUGAGAAUAAAGCAGGCAUCGGGGAACCCAGCCUGCCAUCAAAGAGAGCUGUUGCCAAGCUGCCUUAUGAGUUAUACUGA